AUGUCACAACUUUUGAGUACCCCUGAUAUUUGGAAAUGGAAAGUUGAAAAAUUUAACACUGUAGAGUGGCUGGAAUCAUUGUGUGGCGCAGCGGAUAGCAAGGUGGUGCGCUACAGCAAGGACCAGCGCCCGACCACCUUGCCCAUCCAGCCCUUCGUCUUCCAGCACCACUUCCCCAAGCCAACGAAGGGCCGGGCCCUGCACAGCCACUUGGCCUCCAGCCUCUCCCAGCUCUACAGCCUCUCGGCUGCCACGGCCGCUCGCCCGGCCAGCCGACUCCCCUCCUCUGCUUCCCAGUCCUCCACCUCCACCGAGGGGCCUGUGGGGCACGGCCAGCGUUCUGCCGACGGGGCGGUUUCCCUGGGCGACGGUCAUGCCAAGAGGGGGCCGGGGCCAGAGACCACCCGCCUGUCCCCGCUGGGCAGUUACUCUCCGGUGCGCCACCACGUGCCUUUCUUCCAAAGUGGGGGGGAGCCCUCCUCCUGCUCGCCCACCCCGGAGACGCAGCCCCCCCGCAGCAAGUCCUGUCCGGUCUCUGCCAACCUCCUGCCCAGCACCAAAGCUUCUCCAGCUGCUGCCAGCUGUGCCACCCAGGAGGCCCCGGGGGCCGGGGUCCUGCACAAGCAGAGCAAGAGCCCCUCGCUGGUGGCCAAGAAGAAGGAACCCCCCGGCCCCCCUGCACCCCUGGCCAAGGACCGGCUCCCCGUUGGCUCCCUCCAGCCAUUGUUGUCGUCCGGUGGCUGGAGCCUGGCCAGAGCGGAGAGCCACAGUGAACCCCACUGGAAGAUGGGGUGCAGCGAGGCUGCCAGUUUCAACUCCUUGGGUGGUGGCAUCCCCCGGGCCCUCAACGCCAACCACCUCUCCCUGCAAGCCCUGAAGUGGCGGGAGUACCGGCGGAGGAACCCCUUGGGGCUGGACCACAUCUCGGACCUGGCAGGACUGACCGGCCACCUGGACUGGAAGCAGCCGGAGAGCAAGCCGCCCUGGAGGAACCCUCUGCUGGAGAUGCCGGCGGGCCACUCCAGACCCAGACUCCACGGACCGGCGGUGAAAGAGCCACUCCAAAGCUUCCCUGACUUCUUCCCCGACUGUUUCUCCUUGGCCGAGAAGCCACCGGCCGAGUUCUGCCUCUCCCCGGACGGCAACACCGAGUCCAUCUCCGUGGAUCUGCUGCAGAAGAGGGGUCUCAUCAAAGCGAUCAACAUGUCCGUGGACCUCAUUGUGGCCCAUUUUGGGACCAGCAGGGAUCCCGGAGUGAAGGCCAAACUGGGGAACAGCUCAGUGAGCCCUAAUGUGGGGCAUCUCGUCCUGAAGUACCUGUGUCCGGCCAUCCGGGACGUCCUGAGUGACGGGCUCAAGGCCUACGUGCUGGACGUGAUUGUUGGCCAGAGGCGGAACGUCCCCUGGAGCAUUGUGGAGGCCUCCACGCAGCUGGGGCCCUCCACGAAGGUCCUGCACAGCCUCUACAGCCGUGUCAGCCAGUACCCGGAGCUCACCAGCCACAACAUGCGCUUCAACGCCUUCAUCUUCGGCCUCCUCAACAUCCGGUCCCUGGAGUUCUGGUUCAACCACCUCUACAACCACGAGGAUGUGCUGCAGGCGCACUACCAGCCGACGGGCUUCCUGCCGCUGGCGCACGGGGCCUGCCAGGGCCUCUUGGAGGAGCUGCUCCUGCUGCUCCAGCCGCUCUCCCUGCUGCCCUUCGGCCUGGACCUGCUCUUCGAGCACCACCUGCUGCAGGAGGGCAGGUGGCAGCAGCGGCAGAAGGAGCUCCUGCGGGGCCAGCAGGGCCUGCUGCUCUCCGCCCACUCCACCCUGCAGCUCAUGCGCACCCGGGGCGCCCAGCGGGCUGGCGAGGGCUCCCGGGGCCCGACCCCCCCGGAGAGACCAGCGGAGCCCAAGGGGGCCCCGGAGCUGAAGAAGGACAGGCAGGCCAGCUGGUGGCUGCAGCUCACCCAGAGCUCCCAGGUCUACAUCCAGGGCUCCCCGGAAGGUGCCCGCCUCGCCCACCAGGAGCGCAGGAAGAGGGCGGGGGCCGGGAGGGUCCCUCCCCCGAGAGAAGGGGUGGUGGAGGGCGCAGAGGCCUGCCCCCCCACAGAAGCCCCCCCAGUCAGGGAGAGGCUUCCGGCCGAGGAGGCCAAGCCGCCCUGGAAGCCAGGCCCUCUGGCCGGGGAGGAGGGCAAGGAGAAGGGCCGGCCCUUCUGGAUGGGCAGCCCCCCCGAUGCCGUGCUGGCGGAGCUGAAGCGCAGCAGGGAGCAGGACCAGGCGGCGGCCCCAGGGAAGGAGGAACCCAUCCCCCGCGUCCCCAGCAGCGGCCAGCCCAAGUGGGCACACCUCUUCGGUUCCCGCCAGGCGCCCAAGGAGCCCAAGCAGGCCAACAGGCUGCCCUCCGGCUGGCUGAGCCUGAACCGCUCCGUCUUCCAGCUGAUGGCCCAGACGGUGGGCGCCAGUGUGUGGCGAGAGGACGAGGCGGCUCCCAAGCAGCUGCCCGCAGCCGAAGGCCAGCCGUCGGAUGGCAGGGCCCACCCCGGUGCCCCAUGGGCGGUGAAAGCCCUCUGCCACCACAUUGCCACCGAGGCCGGGCAACUGAGCUUCAAGAGGGGAGACAUCCUGCGGGUGCUGAGCAGGGUGGAUGCCGACUGGCUCCGCUGCAGCCGCCGGGAGGGAGCCGAGGCCGGGCUGGUGCCCAUCAUGUACGUCACCCACCUGGAGGAUGCUGAUUAUUGAUGGGCAGGUGAUCCCUGGUGGUGCCCAGAGCCGUGCCGGCCCACAGGCCCCUCGCCAAGACUCAGCCAAGGGCCCGGCUUCUCUUGCCUGCCCUGGGCAGGAGGGGGGGGCUGCUCCUCUCUGCGGGGCCUCCGGUGGCCAAACGUUCCUGUGCAUGCGCCUCCCCCCUUCCUCUUCCCCGUGGCCCCCACGCCUCGUCCGAACAGAAGUAGAGCCCCUCUGAAGGGCCACCCGGGCCCCGGAAGGCCUGCUCCAGACUUGGGGGACUGUGUGCUAACCUGUAUUAAUGCUGGGCAGGGGGAGGGGGGAGGGGGGGCGCCGGUGGGAGCAGCUCGGCCUCUCUGCAUGCAGGCAGGUGGAGCCAGUCGCAGCCGGCCUCUGCAGGAGCAGCUGUCCCGCCAGCGGUCCCACCGAGGGUGGACGCUUUGAAGCCAGAAGGACCCCCACGGCACAGGCCAGCGGGGGUCGGUGGGACCUCACGCCACUCGAUGGGGAGAGGGUGUCUUUUGUGGGGGAGGGGUCAGAGCCUGGGUUGUAUUCUGCCCCCCCCCAGCCAGAGGGCAGUGCCAGUCAGUAUUUGGGGCUGGGCUGGGUGGGGCUCUCGCCUGCCCGCCCCGCCCCCUCGAAGGACCUGGUGUGAAUGCAGGAGUCGGUCCUGCCAGGGGUGUGAGGGUGGCGCCAUCUUUAAUUUAUACUUCCGGCGUUAGAACAGGGUGUCUCGCCUUUAUUUAUUUCUUUAUUUAUGACACGUAUUAAUAAAAAAGGUGCUGAUUACGAGCUCCCUCGGCAGCCUGAUGAUUUCCCCCCCCACCCCUAGGACCCCUCCCACCUACACAAUUUGAGCUGUCUUGAUGCGUCGUUCAGAAGGAGCUGGCUGGGCUGGUGGUCCU
Notechis scutatus (mainland tiger snake) is the source of this 3617-nucleotide messenger RNA. Lineage: Eukaryota; Metazoa; Chordata; Lepidosauria; Squamata; Elapidae. The record is from RefSeq and is a predicted model, not a curated record.